Messenger RNA from Triticum turgidum subsp. durum (durum wheat), 1854 nucleotides. NCBI's taxonomy places the organism in Eukaryota, Viridiplantae, Streptophyta, Magnoliopsida, Poales, Poaceae. The record is from the annotation of a GenBank genome assembly.
AUGGUAGGAUCUGAUCGUAGUGACUGUUUCAAGCACUUCAUUGAAAGGCUUAAACAAAGAAUCCAAGGGUGGAUGGAAAAACAAUUAUCAGUUGGAGGUAAAGAAAUUCUUCUUAAAGCUGUGGCACAAGCUAUUCCUGUUUUUGCUAUGUCUGUCUUUUGUCUACCAAAAGGUAUUUGCAAGGAAAUCACAGAUAUUAUUGCUAGUUUUUGGUGGGGAGAUGAUGAGGAAAAUAAUAAAACGCAUUGGUAUUCUUGGUGGAAAUUAUGUUACCCAAAGAGUGAAGGUGGUAUGGGCUUCAGAGAUCUAUACUCGUUUAAUUUGGCAUUGCUAGCUAAGCAAUGUAGGAGACUUAUUACUUCACCUGAGUCACUUUGUGCACGAGUUCUUAAGGCAAAAUACUUUUCAAAUGGAGGCCUCUUACAAGCAUCUCUAAAAAAUAGAGCUUCAUUCACUUGGCAAAGCAUUAUGAAAGGUCUUGAAGUGUUCAAAAAAGGCUAUAUUUGGAGAGUGGGCAAUGGGAAUGAAAUCAACAUAUGGUCAGAUCCAUGGAUUCCUUCUAGUCCCAACAGAAUGAUCAUCACGCCCAGAGGUCAAACAGUCGUAUCGGUGGUGAGUGACUUGAUUGAUCCUCACACAGGACUUUGGGACGAGCAACUCAUUAAUAUGAUUUUUAAUCCCGUCGAUGCUCGAAGGAUUCUGCAAAUCCCCUUAAGUCUUCAUGCAUUUGACGAUUUCAUCGCAUGGCACCCCGAUAAAAAAGGGAUGUUCUCCGUUCGAAUAGCUUAUAGAAUCCAAUGGUUACAUAAAUUUGGGGCACAUGAAAAUGACAUCAGUCGACCGGGAGGUUCUUCUACUCCAGCGGUAUGGAGUACAUUAUGGAAGCUACAAAUUCCAUGUAAAGUUUCAAUAUUUUGCUGGCAUUUACUACACGGAAUUCUGCCCCUAAAAGGUAUACUCGCUAAUAGACACGUUGGGGCAAUUGGAGGGUGUCCAAUUUGCCACAAGAGCUCUAAAGAUAUUCGUCAUCUAUUCUUCACGUGUAUUCAUUCAAGAGGUAUGUGGAGCCGACUUGGAUUGAUAGAUUUCAUCAACACCGCAACAAAUGUUGAUAGAUCUGGGUCGGUUAUUAUGGAGUAUAUCUUGUUUAUUGAUCAAACGCCACUACCUCUAAUGCCGACAUUGGAGAUUAAACAGGUCGUAGUGGUGGGAUGUUGGUACCUCUGGUGGACACGCCGCCUUAUAACACAUAAUGAGAGCUGCCCGCCGAUGGUAAGAUGGCCUUUGUCGGUCUUGGCAAUUACAAGAAACUAUCAACGAGCCAUGGCAAAGAUAGUUGUGACAGAAGAGGAAAGAUGGUUGAAGCCAGACCCAAAGUUCAUCAAACUUAAUGUGGACGCGGCCUUUUUUGCGGAGCAAGGAGUUGGAGCUACGGCAGAAAUUAUUAGAGAUGAACAAGGUAUUUUCCUUGCAGCUCAAUGUAAGUUUAUCCCAUAUGCAGCGGACGCAAUGACAUCAGAGGCAAUGGCGAUGAGAGACGGACUAAACUUGGCAAAUAGCCUAGGGUUCCAGCGAGUUGAAGCGGAAUCUGACUCUCUAACGGUGAUCAACUGUUGCUCCGGUCAGAGUACUUGGUGGGACGUGGCGGCAGCGAUAUUCGCGAAAUGUGUGGACAUCUCUACCUUGAUUGGGAAGGUCAACUUUAAGCAUUGUUUUCGAUCAGCAAAUCAAGCGGCGCAUGUGCUAGCUAAUUUUAGUUAUUGUAAUAAACUUUCUUCUAGUUGGACUGAUGAGCCUCCAGAUUGUCUGGUGAGCAAGCUCGUAGACGAUGUAUCUUUAUGCAUUAAUCAAUAA